AUGAUGUCCCGAAGUCAAUCGAGCUUGGGUUGGGUGGAUUCGGUCAGAGACGACCCUUCGACCGCGGGAAACUCGCCUGCCUUUAACCAGUCCACUUCUACUUCGGGUCCCAUCAAUUUGUCGGGUUUGGUUUGCAAUGUGCGCAGGACGACAGGCAGGGAGCCGCGUCCCCUGGUUGGAGCGACGACGACUAUCCUGGGCGAUAAACUCUACGUUUUUGGUGGCCGGAUUCUCUCACGGAGUCGUCCGCAAUUGACGUCCGAUCUAUACGAACUCGAUUUGGUCCGCCGCCAUUGGUCCAAAAUCGAAGCGACCGGCGAUAUCCCCCCUCCUCGAUACUUUCAUAGCGUUUGUGCUCUGGGCGAUGAGAAAUUGGUUUGCUAUGGUGGUAUGUCCCCGGCUCCGACUGAGUCGUUGAAUAAUGGGUCAGGAGGGCAAGAUUCGCAGCCAGAAGUCGUCGUCAUGUCUGAUAUCCACGUCUUCGACGUACCGUCUCGCACUUGGAAGCGCCUGUCCACGGUCGAUUCACCCCAAGGCCGAUACGCGCAUUGUGCAACUAUAUUGCCAUCCAGUGCUUAUUUUACUUCAGCCAAUGCACCCCGGUCUGCUAUCCACUUCAACCCUUCUUCUGCAGACCCCCAUCAAGGGUCCAUUGGGGUCGAUAUUGACGGGUUCGGAGGUGCAGAAAUGGUCGUGACCGGAGGCCAAGACAGCUCCAACCAUUACAUUGAACAGGUCAGCGUCUUUAACCUCCGGAGUCUCGAAUGGACCAGCACCAGCUUCCUGGGUCGAAGUUGCGGUGCAUAUCGGAGUGUGGUCGCACCGUUGGUUGGCAUGAAACUCUCAGAAAUCGGAUCUGCUUGCACGGAUAAGGAUGCGCAUGAGCCGAUUGACGAUUCGCAGGUCGAAGGGUGUCCAAUGUUGAUAUACUCGAACUACAACUUCUUGGAUGUCAAGUUGGAACUCCAGAUCCGUUUACCGGAUGGUCGUUUGAUCGAGAAGCCCAUGCCCAGCCAGGCAUCCCCUCCCGGCUUGCGAUUCCCCAACGGAGGCGUUAUCAAUGGCCAUUUCGUCGUGAGUGGCACCUACCUCACUUCUUCGAAACAGGAGUAUGCGCUGUGGGCGCUUGAUUUGAGGACCCUAACAUGGGGCCGGAUUGAUGCCGGUGGCUCCGUGUUUGGUCAAGGCAGUUGGAACCGUGGCAUGCUGUGGUUGAGAAGAAACACAUUUGUGAUCCUUGGUCACCGCAAGCGCAGUCUGGUGGAGGAUUACAACCACCGACGGAUCAACUUCUCACACUUGUGCCUGGUGGAAUUGGAGGCCUUUGGGCUUCACAACAAUCCUUGCAGGGUCGCUCCUACGUCCGGGUACCAGUCGUACAGUGCUCCGUCGAUCCCAGCCUCUUUGCAGCACAAGUUACUACAGUUGACUUCGUCGGGCGGACGACCGUUCUCACCCGCCUCGGAAGAGCUGGGCAAGCUCGCCCAGUCUCUUCCAGAGAUGGCCGAUAUGGAGCUUCAGGCCAUCGGCGGUGAACGCAUUCCGGUAAACUCGCGCAUCCUCUCGCGUCGAUGGGGUCCGUACUUCAUCCAAUUAUUACGAGAGUCAUGCGACAACGGAGUUUCAGAUUCUGCCACACUCCGGCCACCGACUCAAAUGUAUGGAAAUCGAAACUCGACUAUCACAAUUACCCCAUCUAUCGGCCAAAACAGCAGCUACUCGAACGCGACCACCCUGGUCAGCAACAACCAUGCAGACCCUACCAAAGCCAUGUUGGCAAACCUCGAAAUUCCUUCCGCACAUACCUUACCUCCUACUACUCGUCCUCGUGUCCUCUACCUCCCUCAUACCUAUUUCACACUGCAAGUCCUCGUCGAUUACUUCUAUACAUCGUCUCUUCCCGCACCUGGAUCAUCACUCUGCACACCACAAAUCCUCUGCUCUCUCCUGCAACUGGCGCGACCAUAUCAGAUAGACGGUCUCCUAGAAGCGACCGUGGAACGUCUGCACCAGGUUCUCGACGGCCGAAACGCCGCAGCUGUAUUCAACGCGGCUGCCAUGGCCGCUGGAGGCGGACGAGGCACUGGCUUCACCAGUGGAAUUGGCGGCACCCUCGAAGCGCUCAACGGCGUGAAUACUGCAGCCGCUGCAGCCGCUGCCGGAGACGCUGCGACCAUCGGCGCGGGAACGAGUGCCUCAAACAGCCAUCUCAACUCCGACUCCUCGGACACCGAACAUGGCACGGCCUCUGGCCGUUCGAUCUCGAGCAGUUCCGGAGGACAAUCUCGCGGCCCACCCCUCCGCAUCAACACCAACUUCUCCUUCGGCCGGAACCGUCGUCACCGUCAAGAACGAGGCGCUACCCGCGAGCGCGAAGAUUCAAUCAGCAACGCCAGCACUUCCACCUCCGCAUCCACAAAUACUAGCUUCGAUUACUCCGACUCUGACACGAUGGGCGGUGAUCGUUCGCGCUCUGUGAGUCGGCAGCGUCAACGCCACGAUACCGAUGCAUACGGGGAGGGAGAGAUCUGGACGGGCGAUCUGAGCAGCGUCAUUGGGUUACAGAAACGUGGUCUGCGCGGUUUGAUGGAGGGUCGACGGUUAAGGGAACGGAGCGCGAAACCGGCCAGUACCAGCGGACCGAUUUCGUUUGAGGGUGGUGUCCCGGGCGGUCCAUAA
Molecule: messenger RNA, 2679 nt
Organism: Aspergillus chevalieri
Lineage: Eukaryota; Fungi; Ascomycota; Eurotiomycetes; Eurotiales; Aspergillaceae
Product: putative regulatory protein Ral2
Exons: 1
Coding region: 1-2679 (892 amino acids)
Biological process (GO): cell redox homeostasis
Cellular component (GO): mitochondrion; cytosol
Molecular function (GO): protein binding
Source: RefSeq, a predicted model, not a curated record